GAAGAAAAUCUUUCUCCCCAAGAUAUAAAAGGAUAAAAAAAACAAAAGAAGAAGAAGAACAACAUCAAAGGAAUUCUAAAUUUUAAAGCUUUGAGGAGAAAAUGGAUUCAGAGGAUUUGUUGAAACAAGAAUUGGAGGAAUUGCAGAAACAAUUGGGGAAGAAGCAGCAGUUUGAAGCCGCUGUUUCGUCCCUCAAAUCCCUUCUCCAACCCAUAUACCCAUCAGCUUCUCCUUCGCUUCGCAAAUCCUUUUAUUCGGUUAUAUGCCGAGUUGCUACGGUGUUGAGGACCAGGUAUACAGCGCCAGGUUUCUGGAAUGCUGGAAUGGACCUUUUUGAGCAGGCUCAUUUGCUUGUUUCUGAACCUUCUGAGAAGGAGCACUUGAAGGCUUGUAUUGCUCUGGCCAGAGAACACUUGCAUCUAGAAGACGACCCAUCACAAGCUUCACAACCUGCAGAUAAUCAGGCAAACAGAGGAUAUCUUUUUGAGGGGCACCUUACGGUUGAUCCUGAACCACCACAGCCUCAAUGGUUGGCUCAGUCAAACCUCUUGACAGCAGCUGCUACACUCUUCGCUGCUGAAUCCUCUCAAGCUUCAGCAGCAAAUGAUACCACUCAAGAGGAUGCCGCAAAUAUGCUUCAAGAUCUUAUAAAUAGAUUGGAAGAAGUUGUGCCGUUGAUGGUGGAUGGAGGUGGUACUGUAGCUCCAAGAGUUCCUCCUGCUAGUAAAGAGGUUGUGGCAAAACUUCCGGUCAUUACUCUCACAGAGGAAAUCCUGGCUAAUUUGGGUAAAGAUGCUGAGUGUGCUAUUUGCAGGGAGAACUUGGUUUUAAAUGACAAAAUGCAAGAGUUACCAUGCAAGCACACAUUCCACCCACCGUGUCUAAAGCCAUGGCUGGAUGAGCACAAUUCUUGUCCCAUCUGUCGAUAUGAGCUGCAAACUGAUGAUCAUGCCUAUGAGAGCUGGAAGGAGCGUGAAAAGGAAGCUGAAGAAGAGAGGAAAGGUGCUGAAAAUGCCAUUCGAGGUGGUGAAUACAUGUAUGUUUAAAUGACCAUUUAAUGUACGAUUAAAUAAUAUAUGGUUGGUCCUGUAACAAUGGAUAUGAAAUUUUCAUUUGGUGAAUAGUUGUGUAUUCUUUAAUCUUUAUUAUUUCAAGCUAAAGAGCCGUCUCAAGUUUUUAGUGUU
Cajanus cajan (pigeon pea) is the source of this 1184-nucleotide messenger RNA. It is a transcript of the gene AIP2, whose product is annotated as RING/U-box superfamily protein. Gene Ontology annotation, molecular function: ubiquitin protein ligase activity. The record is from RefSeq and is a predicted model, not a curated record. Gene Ontology annotation, cellular component: cytoplasm. Lineage: Eukaryota; Viridiplantae; Streptophyta; Magnoliopsida; Fabales; Fabaceae. Gene Ontology annotation, biological process: protein ubiquitination.